AUGGCGAUGCAACUUUCCAGAGACCUUAACAGCUCUGUCGAACCUAGCCCUGAAUCUAGCCUAGAGUGUCUGGGUACCUUUGUCGAAAAAGAAAAUUCCCGUGUGAGAGUUGUGAGUUGCGACGUUGAGGCUGGUGAGCAAUCCCAUGAUGAGGAUGACAAUGUCGUCCACUGGGAUGGCCCCGAUGAUCCUCAGAACCCCAUGAACUGGGCUGAUGCUCGCAAAUGGCUCACUAUUGGCCUGAUAUCAUUCAGCAGUCUCAAUGUCUCUAUGGUAUCUACCAUUUUUGCUCCCGGCGUCCCGGAAGUCCUCAAGGAGUUCCACACGGACAACUCUUCCAUUGCAUCUCUCAUGAUAUCUGUCUACGUGAUGGGCUCCGCAUUGGGGCCUCUUAUGCUUACGCCAAUCACUGAAAUGAGCGGAAGGUUACCGGUCACCCACGCAGCGAAUAUCCUCUUCAUGAUUGCGGCAAUAGUCUGCGCAUCUAGCAUCAAUAUCUCCAUGCUCAUUGUUUCUCGGCUAGUAAUGGGAAUUGCUAGCUCGGUACCAGUAACGGUCGGAGGAGGCUUUGUCGCUGACAUGAUGCCCAUGGAGAGGCGUGGAACUGCAAUGACAAUAUGGACUGUAGGCCCCUUGCUUGGCUUUGUAAUUGGUCCUAUUUUUGGAGGUUACAUGGUACAAAACAUUGGCUGGCGGUGGACUGUCUGGCUUGAAGCAAUACUGGGAGGGAUCAUUGUGAUCGCAUCGCUGGUGUUACUUCGCGAGACCUAUGCGCCAACGAUACUACGACGCAAAGCUAUAAGUCUCCAAAAGACUACUGGACACUAUUACCGCACCAAGUUUGACUCGGAACAAACAGCCGGUCAAAUGCUUGUUGCUUCGCUGACACGACCGAUCAAAUUCCUCUUUCUGUCACCUAUUGUCAUGAUUGUUUCUCUCUACAGCGCUGUCACUUACAGCUACAUGUACAUUCUCUUCACUACCUUUACGGACGUCUUCGAAAAUGUCUACGGUUUUACCCCAGGCCAAGCCGGCCUAAGCUAUCUAGGCCUUGGUAUGGGUUUUUGCGUUGGACAAAUCACUGUUGGCUAUUACUCUGAUCGGCAUGUCAAAAAACAGGAGAAGGUCCAUGGCAAGAUGAAGCCAGAGCAUCGUCUUCCACCCCUUGUUCUUGGGUGCUUCCUAGUGCCAAUCGGCUUGUUUUGGUACGGCUGGUCCGCAGAAUAUGAGCUUCAUUGGAUUGUUCCUAUUUGUGGAACCUUCUUCAUUGGAGUAGGGAUCUACUACGUGCACCUCGUUACCCAGGUAUAUCUUGUUGAUUCAUAUACGCUCUACGCUGCCAGUGCCGUCUCCGCCGAGCUAGCUUUGCGGUGCAUUUUUGGUGCUAUUGUCCCAUUAGCGGGUACACCGUUGUACGACACCCUCGGUCUAGGCUGGGGAAACAGCCUCCUCGGUUUCAUUGCACUUACUUUUGCACCGACAUCAUUCUACUUACUGAGAUACGGGGAGAGCAUCCGGACUAACCCGAAUUUCAUGCCGAAGAUGACCUGA
This is a messenger RNA of Aspergillus alliaceus, 1551 nucleotides long. RefSeq names its product MFS transporter. The transcript has 5 exons. The record is from RefSeq and is a predicted model, not a curated record. Lineage: Eukaryota; Fungi; Ascomycota; Eurotiomycetes; Eurotiales; Aspergillaceae. Gene Ontology annotation, biological process: transmembrane transport. Bases 1 to 1551 code for a protein of 516 amino acids. Gene Ontology annotation, molecular function: transmembrane transporter activity.